AUGCGGUUCAUCAACGUCGCACUCGCUGCAUCUUUAAGCGUGGUCGGGAAUACCGCACCCACAGCUUCACAAUCCCAACCACGUCAAGCAACAACCGCUAGCGAGCGACUCGGUCUAACAUGGCUAGGCGGUAACAGCAGCCUCCCCAAAGUCCUCGUCCUCUUCACCGGCGGCACCAUAGCCGGCGGCUCCAUCUACGGCGCGCUUGACGACACGCAAUACGGGCAACUCAGCCAAACCGGCGAAGACAUAAUCGCCCGGAACCCCUACCUCCUCAACAACACGCAACUCGCCGUGUCCAACUGGACAUCUGAAGAUGGGUCAACGGGCACAAACGACGCUUUAGUCAUGAACAUGACGCGCUUCGCACACGACGCGCUGUGUUCAGAAGAUAGCGACAUUGUCGGCGCGGUAUACACGCACGGCACGAAUUCGCUCGAGGAAACGGCGUUUCUGAUGGACUCGCUUGUUAACUGCGGGAAACCUAUUGUGGGGACGGGGAGUAUGCGGCCGUUCACCCACCUCUCCUGGGACGGAGAAGCGAAUUUCUUCGACGCAGUUAUGCUAGCUGCGAGUCCGGAGUCACGCAACCGCGGACUCAUGGUAGCGUUCAACGCACGCAUCAUACCCGGUUACUGGGUAACGAAACUGCAUAGCACGAACCCGGAUGCUUUUGGUUCUACGUCCGGGGGUGAUUUGGGUAUCUUUAUCAACAGUUUACCGGUUUUCUUCAACACGCCAAGUCAACCGCUGUACAAGUACUACUUCGACAUCAGCACUGUAUCAGCAUAUCAUACAUACCCAACCCUACCCAAAGUCGACAUCCUCUACGCAGCCCGCGAGUUCGACGGCAAGCUCGUACUCGACGCGCACGCCAACGGCGCGGAUGGCGUCGUCAUCGCCGGUACUGGUAACGGCGGCGUACCGAAUGGCGGGGACGAGAUAGCCGAAGCGAUGGAGAAAGGGCUUCAGGUCGUUGUUGGGACAAGAAGUCCGCAUGGGCCGUCGAGUCCGGCAAGGACUCCGUCGUUUGCGAAGGCGGCGUUUGUGCAUCCGAUUCAGGCGCGGAUUAUGCUGCAGCUGGCGAUUGCGAGUGGGAUGGAUAUGAAUCAGACGAUUGAUGUGUUUGAAGGGGGGUUUAGGGGGGCGAUUGGGCAGAGUUGGAGGGCGGGGAGUUGA
This is a messenger RNA of Alternaria incomplexa, 1179 nucleotides long. RefSeq lists its product as uncharacterized. The transcript is spliced from 2 exons. The record is from RefSeq and is a predicted model, not a curated record. Bases 1 to 1179 code for a protein of 392 amino acids. Lineage: Eukaryota; Fungi; Ascomycota; Dothideomycetes; Pleosporales; Pleosporaceae. Gene Ontology annotation, molecular function: asparaginase activity.